Molecule: messenger RNA, 2109 nt
Organism: Daktulosphaira vitifoliae (grape phylloxera)
Lineage: Eukaryota; Metazoa; Arthropoda; Insecta; Hemiptera; Phylloxeridae
Gene: Mettl3
Product: N6-adenosine-methyltransferase subunit METTL3
Exons: 11
Coding region: 232-1890 (552 amino acids)
Cellular component (GO): RNA N6-methyladenosine methyltransferase complex; nucleus
Molecular function (GO): mRNA (2'-O-methyladenosine-N6-)-methyltransferase activity; mRNA m(6)A methyltransferase activity
Source: RefSeq, a predicted model, not a curated record
UUGUUUUCAAUCUAAACAUUGUUUUUUACUGGAUUCUAUAUUUCAUAGAACACAUGUGGAAUUUAAAUAAUUUAAUGUAUUUAAUUAUUUAACAUUUACUGUAAUGUUAAAUUUAAAUAACAAUAAUUGUUAUUAAUGAAUUUUUGUAUUAAUUUCCGUGUUAAUAUGACUGAAUAAUAAAUGUUGUAAGUUAUUGAAUUAGAUUAAAUAAAUGUAUAGACAUUUUUAAAAAUGUCUGAUGCUUGGCAAGAAAUCCAAGCAGUUAAGAGUAAAAGAAAUUCUUUGCGAGAGAAACUAAAAAAAAGAAAAAUUGAACGUCAGGUUAUUCUCAAUGAAUCUACUGAUCUUAUUAUUUCUAGAGAAUCUCAUGUAACUAGUGAAAAUAGUUAUGAAACUGAAUCAAAUUUUGAUUGGAAUCAAGUUGGAGGUGAGAGAGUAUUACUAGAAGCUCUUAUUGAUGUUUCUUUGAAUCUUCCAGUGACAUCUAAUCAAUUAGUUGUUGCUUUAUCAAAAAAAAAAUCUACUUACAUUCCUCAUUCUUCUGUUAUAAAUCUUCUCCAUAAAUUUGUUGCUCAAAAUCUAAUAAGUUUAGAAAAUAUAGUUGUUGAUGGUCAACAGAGUUUGCAAGUAUUAACUGCAGAACAUGCUAAAUGUCUUGCAAUGAUCAAUGAUUUAUCAUCAGAAGCUGAUACAGUAGUUCAAUAUGAAAGAUCACGUUUGUUGCUUGAAGAUAAAAUUAAACAACUUGAAGAAGAAGAUAUCAAUGAAAGUUUAAAAAAAUCUAAAAUUCCAAAAUUAACAACUGAAAAAAGAAAUCCAGAAGAUUCAGAUGAUGAUAUCAUGUCACUUAUUUCAAUGCCAUCUACACGAGAAAAAGAAUUCAAAAAAGUUAGUGAAGAAAUUAUGGAGCUUUUGAAUAAACCAACAGCAAAAGAGAAAUCAUUGGCUGAACGUUUUCGAUCUAAAGGAGGCACACAUGUUAUGGAGUUUUGUCCACAUGGUACUCGUUCUGAUUGUAUGGAAGGACAUGUUUGUAAAAAACUUCAUUUUAAAAAAAUUAUUCAACAACAUACUGAUGAAUCUUUAGGUGAUUGUUCAUUUCUUAACACUUGUUUCCAUAUGGACACAUGCAAAUAUGUUCAUUAUGAGGUCGAUGGAGUCACAAGUAAAGUAAAUUUAGUUAAUGCGCUAAAUAGUUUUCCAGCUAAAAAGGGGUUACAUCCAGAUAAAAAAAAGUUGGCUCCACCAUUAUGUCAAUGGAUUCAAUGUGAUUUAAGAUUUAUGGAUUUUACUUUUUUAGGAAAAUUUGCUGUCAUAAUGGCUGAUCCACCAUGGGAUAUCCAUAUGGAACUUCCUUAUGGAACUAUGUCUGACGAUGAAAUGAGACGAUUAGGUAUUCCUCAGUUACAAGAUGAUGGAUUAAUAUUUCUUUGGGUUACUGGACGUGCUAUGGAAUUAGGAAGAGAAUGUCUUAAACUAUGGGGCUAUAAACGUGUUGAUGAAAUUAUUUGGGUAAAAACAAAUCAGUUGCAAAGAAUUAUAAGAACUGGCAGAACAGGUCACUGGCUUAAUCAUGGUAAAGAACAUUGUUUGGUAGGAAUGAAAGGAAAACCGGCAAAUUUAAAUUGUGGUCUAGACUGUGAUGUUAUUGUAGCUGAAGUAAGAGAUACUAGUCAUAAACCAGAUGAAAUUUAUGGUAUAAUCGAACGAUUGUCACCUGGUACUCGAAAAAUUGAACUCUUUGGCCGAGCUCAUAAUAUUCAACCAAAUUGGAUAACUCUUGGAAAUCAGGUAGAAGGUAUAAGAUUAACAGAUCAAGAUCUAAUAGAAAAGUUUAAAAAAGCAUACCCCUCGGGCAGUUGUUUGACUCCAUUAAAAAGAAAUACUUAAUUUAUUUUGGAUCUGUAAUUGAAAAAUAAAUUUGUAUAAUCAUCAAUAAUGUCAUAUAAUAUAUAGAUGAUUUUUCUGUGAUUAAUUAAAAAACUAAUAGUUAUAAUUAAGUUUUAUUCUUAAUUUAACUUAGGAUUUUGUAAGAUUUAUCCUAUAUUUUAUGUGUUCAUAUAAUCUAUGAAAUCGUUGCAUUAUUUAAAUAAAUAAUUUAUUUUUAUA